AUGUCUGCAUCUCCAGAGCCCCAGGCUGGCUCCCGUGGCGCCUCUCCCGAGCAUGACGAUACCGAGAAGGUCGCAACGCCCGGCGUUGCGCAGGACGAUGGUGAGCAGGAGAACGCUCAAGACCAUGGAGAAAACCAAGGAGAAUACCAAGGAGAAGACCAAGGAGAAAAUGGCGCUGGGGGACUCUCUGACGACAAUGACGAUGCUGCCCUCUCAGACGAUGAGUCCAUCCUGUCUGAAGUCGACGAGGCGCAAUUCGACAACUUUGAUCCAGAUAACGUUGAUGUCGAGGACCGCCCACCACUAGCCAUCGACGAGGAAAAUCUGAAACUGAUUGGCCGUCACAAGCGUAAGCGCACGGAAGGAGAGGAGGGUCGCUCCCGCAAGAAGGAAGGGCGGCGUGGCAAGAAGCGUCGCGGACACGAUGAUGAUGACGACGAGGGCGGCGCAGAGGGCUCGUCGGCUCGUCGCGAGCGCAAGAAGAAGGCUGCGUCUCCUGAUACUGACGAAGAAACCUUGGAUCCCGAGACUCGCCGUCGCCGUGCCCUUGACCGUGCAAUGGACGACGCUAUGAAGAAGCCCGUGAAAAGACGCGGCCGCAAGCAAGAUGGAAUCGACCUGGAAGCCAUGGCCGAUCAAGAGAUCGAAGAUAUGCGUAAGCGUAUGACCCACGCUGCUCAAAUGGACGCCAUCAGCCGCCAGAACGACCAGCCCGCUCUACACAAGCUUAAGCUCCUCCCCGAAGUCACCAUGCUACUGAACCGCAACCAAUAUACGAACAGCUUGGUUGACCCCGAAAUCAACAUCCUGGAAGCCGUGAAGUUCUUCCUUGAGCCCUUGAAUGACGGAACCAUGCCUGCGUAUAAUAUCCAGCGGGAUUUGCUGACUGCGAUCAGUAAGCUUCCCAUCAACAAGGAAGCUUUGAUUGCCAGCGGAAUCGGCAAAGUCAUCGUUUUCUAUACCAAGAGCAAGCGGGUUGAGCACCCCAUCAAACUCAUGGCGGAGAAGCUGCUUGCGGAAUGGACUCGACCUAUUCUGCAGCGAAGCGACGAUUACUCGAAGCGGGUCUUCCAGGAAGCCGACUUUGACCCAACCAAAAUCACCAAGCGUGUCUCGACCCCCGCCGAGCUGGUUGCUGCAGAGGCUCGCGCCCGUGACAUGAUUCCCAACGCCCGGCGGAACCGUGCCCAGGUCGACCGUACCCAAGUCAGCUAUUCCAUUGUUCCUCGACAGACCACCGUGGCGCAAAGUCAGUUUGCUCGACCUCUAGGUGCCAGUGGUGAGGAUCGUUUCCGAAAGAUGCAAGCUCGACAAGCCGGGGGCAAGGGAUCGCGUCGUUAA
Molecule: messenger RNA, 1341 nt
Organism: Penicillium chermesinum
Lineage: Eukaryota; Fungi; Ascomycota; Eurotiomycetes; Eurotiales; Aspergillaceae
Product: transcription factor SPN1
Exons: 4
Coding region: 1-1341 (446 amino acids)
Biological process (GO): poly(A)+ mRNA export from nucleus
Cellular component (GO): nucleus
Source: RefSeq, a predicted model, not a curated record